Paramormyrops kingsleyae is the source of this 4670-nucleotide messenger RNA. Its product is annotated as delayed-rectifier potassium channel regulatory subunit KCNS2. The record is from RefSeq and is a predicted model, not a curated record. Lineage: Eukaryota; Metazoa; Chordata; Actinopteri; Osteoglossiformes; Mormyridae. Gene Ontology annotation, biological process: protein homooligomerization; action potential; potassium ion transmembrane transport. Gene Ontology annotation, molecular function: protein binding; delayed rectifier potassium channel activity. Gene Ontology annotation, cellular component: membrane; voltage-gated potassium channel complex.
UUAGAGGACGCUGCAGCGGGACAGGGGGCAGCCAGCUGCGGUAAUUGAGGGGCACCGGGCUGCUUUGGACCGGUGAACGGAUUUAUUUCGUGGUUAAAAAUAAAUAUAAAAUCAAUCGCAGCGACUGAGAUCAGACUUUCAGAUAACAAUUGGCGGACGAGUCUGUGAUGCCCGACGAGGCAGCCUUAGAUGGGAUAGACCGGGACCGCUUUUUGAUUUUACACUUUCAGCUGAAGAACGAAGGCGUCUUAGAUCUUCCUCUCCAGCAAAUGAUAGCAUGGUGAACAAGAACCUUCCCAUCUGGGUCCUAGACCGUGAGGACCAGCUGGUCCACAUCAACGUUGGGGGCCUGAAGCAGAGUCUAUCCUCCAGCACGCUGCGAAAGUUCCCCGAAACACGCCUGGGCCGCCUGCUGACCUGUGACUCCGAGGAAGCUGUCCUGCAGGUCUGCGACGACUACGAUGUGCAGCAGAAGGAAUUUUACUUCGACCGCAACCCAAGACUCUUCCCGUAUGUGCUCCACUUCUACCACACCGGCAAGCUGCACAUCAUGGAGGAGCUGUGCGUCUUCUCCUUCUGCCAGGAGAUCGAGUACUGGGGCAUCAGCGAGUUCUUCCUCGAUAGCUGCUGCAGCUACCGCUACCACGACCGUAAGCUGGAGAGCCGGCACAAAAGUUGGGAUGAGGACAGCGAUGCCAGCAGCGUGGACACCUCUGUGGACGAGAUAUCUGACCUCAACAAGGACAUCCAGCUGUUUCAGGAUAUGCGCUGUGGUAACAUGAGGAGGUGCCUUUGGCUCACGCUGGAGAAUCCGGGAUACUCCAUCCCUAGUAAGCUCUUCAGUUUUGUAUCCAUUACUGUGGUACUCACCUCCAUUGCCACCAUGUGCAUCAACAGCAUUCCGGAAUAUCAGCACUUUGACGAGGAUGGAAAGUUGGUAGAAGACCCCACCAUGCAGGCCCUGGAGGUCCUCUGCAUCUGCUGGUUCACCUUUGAGGUGGUGACACGCAUGCUCCUGGCACCCAACAGGAAGAAGUUCUUCUUGCACCCUCUAAACAUGAUCGACAUUGUGUCUGUGUUGCCCAUCUACAUCACGCUCCUGUUCGACUUGGUGGCCAACAGCGACAUGGAGCUUGGAAACGUGGGGAAGGUAGUGCAGGUCUUGCGCCUCAUGAGGAUUUUUCGGGUUCUGAAACUCGCCAGGCAUUCCACAGGCCUCAGGUCCCUUGGUGCCACAUUGCGGCACAGUUACCGGGAGGUGGGAAUUCUGCUGCUCUACCUGGGCGUGGGCGUGGCGGUCUUCGCAAGCAUGGCAUAUACCGCCGAAUAUGAGGAAGACGUGGGUAUGGACACCAUCCCGGCCUGCUGGUGGUGGGGGACGGUCAGCAUGACCACGGUGGGCUAUGGUGAUGUGGUCCCUGUCACCGUUGCCGGCAAGCUGGCCGCCUCUGGCUGCAUCCUGGGUGGCACGCUGGUGGUGGCACUGCCCAUUACAAUCAUUUUCAACAAGUUCUCCCACUUCUACCGCAAGCAGAAGGCCCUCGAGGCCUCCGUGCGUAACAGCAACAGGAAGAGGCCGGCCACAGCACAGGUGGAGGUGGAUGCUGGGUCGGACGGCGACAGCCAGUGUUUGGAAGAGCUGGAGGAUGAUGAGGAAGUGGUAGACAGGCGGGAGGAAGAGGGAGGGGUGGUGAACUACAGCUAUGUUGACCAUGCGGUUCCAGCUGAAAGGAGAUCGCCUGUAGUGAGAAUAAAGGAACUUCUGAAAGCCUGAACUACUUCUUUGCAGCUCCAAAGAGCCAAAGACACAAUUCAACCACUGAGAUAAAACAACCCCAGGAUUUCUCUCCAUGGCAACAGCAGCUGUUAUUAAUCAAUAAGCUAGUGUUCUUCUAUAAGGAGGGCUUCUGUCCUUAUUCUGUUCGGUAAUGCCGAGUUUUGAGAUUUGUUAUUCCUGUAGAUACAUUCAAAAUUACCACUGGUAUAGAGAGUUAAUUUCUAAAUUUGAUGUCCUAUAUGAAAUGCUGUUGUAAGUAUGAGAUGUUCACUUCUGUCACUAUACACUGCAUCCACAUUGAUUCAGAAAAGAAUCCAGUUACAACCUUGCUGAAGAAGGUCAAUGUUAUUAUACUACAGAACUGAAGUCUCCGGUAACAUGUUUUUGUCUUAUAAAUGUGGCCUAAUGAUCCCAGUAGGACAGAAGGAGACAGCUGGAGGGGGAUUGAUGCAUCUCAUCAGGACUGGCCCCAGCAGCAGCACAGUGGGUUCCAACUCUAUCCCGACCUUCUCAAACAGCUUAGGAGAGCUUCAGCUGCUGCUUGUAAGACAAUGCACACGAGUAAUUUAAGAUUCCCUUGACAGGAGAAGCUGAAAUCUGCAAUGAGAAAAGUUCAGAAAGAAACGUUUUGAGCUACUGAAAAUGAUAUCUGUCCUUCUACUAGAGCACAUGUUCUUCUUCUGAAGAAGAAUGAAAAAAUAUUAUAUCAUAAUUUCAUUUUAACAAAACGACCAGCAACAUAAAGGCUGCUGUAUAAAUGACCGACUCUGCCCUUUAACCCCAAGCUCUCACAUGGGAUGUGCAAAAAAGGGAAUUUCUACAUACCUGUACAAAUGACACAUGAAAGUAUCUUUUCUUAACGAUAGAAACAGCUGCAGCUGGAUUCCUAUUAAAUCAUUUUAUCUCAUUUGAAUGACGUACCUACGGUUUUCCGGACUUUAUCUUUGCAACGGCGAGUAGAACUGAUAGCAUUUCUAAUUAUCUUCAAAUGAUAUCUAUGAAUGCAUUUAAUUAUUAAUUAUAUAAUGGUAAGGGGAUACAUUUAUACUUACUCAUGCAUUUCUUAUAUGUGAUCGAUUGUUCCAUUUCCCUAGUCAUUAAUGUCUGGGCCCCUUCAAGUCUUCCCGUUUCUCCUUCCCUUCUCUCUUAUUGGCAUCACCUCGUUUUUCAUUCUCUCUCAUUCCUCGUUCAACUCAAAAAAUAGCUCAAGUGGCCUGCUUUGGCGGCCCCAUAGCCAAGUCAGCCUAGGGCCCCCAGAGAAGUUAAUCUGCCCUUGUAUGUGAUCCCAUCAUUAGAUAAUUAGUAAAACUGAAUGAAUUAUUAUUGAAUGUUGGGACUGACUUACCUUAUAACAUGAUUGUCAUAAACUUGAGAAGAAUGAACUUGGCGUAUCAUACUCAUGGAUUCAUUUAAAAAGAGAAAGAUGAAAUAUCCACAAACCGAGCACAGCUACUGCAUUCUAUACAUUCUGUGAUGGGAUUCAAAUCAGUGAUGUAACCAGCUAAUUCAUGAACAGGUAAAAGGUAACCCUGAACUAAAAGCAGAGAAAUACAGACUUUGUGAGGAUCCAGUGAGAGCAAACCUGAACUCUAGUGAGAAAAGCAUCGUUUACCACAUUUUUUUUUUUAUAUAGAUCUCGCUUCUUAAUGUCAAAAUGGAGACCUGACGCACUGUGCUGCUAAUUCAUGGGUGCCCAUAAUGCUGUAAACCAUCCAAGGCGGGAGCACCCCCCCUGCGUGGGGGCACAUUAAGUGUAACCCAAGCUGGAUUCCUGGAACGGCCGGGGAUUCUUGCCUCUUAUCGAAACCAGAACCUUCCCUGUAGGAAUUUACCAAGCAUUCGGAAGCAUCACCACCGGCCUGUUGUAAGGUGAAGCUUGGUUUUUUGCUCGGCACAUAAGUAUGAGUCACUGCUGUGAGGCUUAACGUACAGUGGGACUGGAACCUUUUUACGCAACCGGCAAGACGUUCAUGCAAUGAUGUCACCGUUGUCCAGACAGGCUAACCCCCCCCGAUAUUUUGUAUUAAGCAGUACUUCACUGAAGAAGCUGUGGUCUGCAGCCACAACAUGCACCACCACAGCUUGUCAGUCUACAGCUUCCUCCACCACAGGAAGGUGCAGGAAGUUGCCGUCGCUAAUCUCAUCGCUGUCAAGGCGAGGGGAACGGCAGGUGUUGAAAUAUCUGUUUAAUAUUUCAGUAUCAUUACAUUUUCAUUUCUGAGACAAUACCGUCUGCUGAGUGGAGCGUCACAGUCCUCGGUUAAAGGCCUUGACUUGGAAGAAGCAGUGUAGUCGCAAUGGUUAUUUGGUACCACAGGGGUCUCUAUUGCCAAAGACAACUCAUAUCCAAAGGCUCCCUUUCUGAUUUAUUUACCUUGCUGUAGAACCUGGAAAAAUUCCAGAAUAAUGAUGAGCUCCAUUGUGCUUUGCCGCUGAAGAAACAGUGAUAUUGUUUAUCUGGAAGGAGCACACUUAAGGGUACACAGGCAUAAGGAGUAAAGUGCAGCUUUUAGAUUUCACUGUGGAAAGUGAGGGUUCACAGGUUCAGUGCUUUCAAAGCAAGUAAGCGGUUACCAAAGACAAAUGCUGCUAAAUACAUUUAAAAAUGUAAUAAAAAAAAUAUCCUUGUGUAAGGGAACUAGUAAUGAAGACACAAUGUAGAUUAAUGUAUUCAGUACAGAGGCAUGUUAGGCAUGCGUGAGCAUGAUGCAUUUAAGUCAAUUACACUAAAAACAUUUUUUUUUUUUAUUAACUAAAAGAGGUAACUAACCAGGCUGGUAAACUUGUUACGGAGUCAUGUGAUAAGGGGCACAGAAGCUGAACCCUGGAAAAAUAAUAUUCAACUUGAAUUUCUGUUGUAAAUAGUUACUGUAUCAACAGGUAUGAAACUGUC